This is a messenger RNA of Cajanus cajan (pigeon pea), 1379 nucleotides long. RefSeq names its product mitochondrial outer membrane protein porin 2. NCBI's taxonomy places the organism in Eukaryota, Viridiplantae, Streptophyta, Magnoliopsida, Fabales, Fabaceae. Gene Ontology annotation, molecular function: voltage-gated monoatomic anion channel activity. The record is from RefSeq and is a predicted model, not a curated record. Gene Ontology annotation, biological process: monoatomic anion transmembrane transport. Gene Ontology annotation, cellular component: mitochondrial outer membrane.
UUUUAUGGUUUAUAUUUUGGUUCAUGGAAAAAGGGUUUACAUAAACCCUUAGUUGUUGGUGGUGUUUGUUUUUGCAGCGAAAAUGUCUGGCAAAGGACCUGGUUUCUUCUCUGAUAUCGGCAAGAGAGGCAGAGAGAUUCUCACGAAGGAUUACAACUCCGAUCAAAGAUUCACCAUCUCUUCCUCCACCAAUACCGGUCUCGACCUGAACUCAACAUUGGUGAAGAGUAGAGGACUUUCCUCUGGUGACGUGGCUGCGGAAUUCAAGUAUAACAACAAAGCUGUUAAUGUCAAAGUUGAUACUGAAUCAAAUGUGUUGACGACAUUCACUGUCUCUGAUGUUGUGCCAUCUGCAAAAACCAUUGCUUCGAUACGUCUACCUGAUUACAGUUCUGGCAAGUUUGAGGUUCAGUAUCUUCAUGAUCAUGUGGCUUUUACUGUUGGUGUUGGUUUAAACUGUUCCCCUGCUGUUGAUUUUUCUGGGACUAUGGGUACACCCAGCAUUGCCUUUGGAGCAGAAACCAGCUACUCCACAAGUGUUGGCAAGUUUACGAAAUACAAUGCUGGUGUGUGCUUGAAAAUGCCAAGUUCCAAUGCUUCAGUAAUAUUAGGUGAUAAGGGAGACUCCAUGAAGGUGUCAUAUUUGCACCAGUUAGAUAGAUUGAAUGGGGGAGCUGUUGUGGGAGAGAUUAGCAGAAGGUUCUCUUCAAAUGAGAACACAUUGACAGUUGGAUGUUCUUAUGUGGUUGAUCCGCAGACAGUUGUGAAAGCAAAACUGAACAACCAUGGCAACCUUGGGGCUUUAUUGCAGCAUGAGCUAACACGUAAAUCAUUCUUGACAAUCUCGGGUGCUUUUGAAACAAAGGAUUUGGACAAGAAUCCCAAGUUUGGUUUCUCACUCUUGCUCAAGCCUUAAUAGAUUCAUGAAUAGAGGAUUUUAUGAAUUUGUUCGUAAGCAUGUUGACAUUUCCGUGGUAUGUUACAUAAUUCAUACACACUUGACUGUGUAUAUUUGAAGAGUAUCCCUUGUUAGUCAAGACCAAUGACAUGCCCGGAACAGAUAACAUGUUUAAAUUCUUUUGAUGAGGAUUCUAUUAGUCACUAGUCAGUAAUUUGAAUUUACAAAACAAAUCAAGCAUGCAAGCUGCAUCACCAUCUCCCAUCACUGUCUGGACAGUUUUAUUGGGAAAUGCACUCUCUUGUAGUCCAGAGACAAUUAUAAACAUUUAGCAUACAUCUUGAUUCUUGUAGCAGUUUGUGCAUAUUGAAUUUCUGUGAGCAUAUUGCCCCUAUUAAAUUGCUACGUACAUUUGUAAUAUUGUAACUGAGCGUGCAAGUUAUAUACAAGCUUCCCUUUAAUAUUGAAUUAAAAUUUGAUA